AUGCCUCGGAUUGUAUAUCCGUGUGCCGCUUGCAAGAUUCAACGAAGAAAAUGCGGAGAAAACUGCGUGCUUGCUCCUUAUUUUCCACCAAAUGAUCCUCACAAAUUCUUAGUAGUACACAAAUUCCUUGGAACCAGCAACAUUGUCAAAACCCUUCAGGAUAUUCCAGCUGAGAAGAGGGCAGAUGCAGUAGAAAGCCUGGUAUACGAAGCAAAUUCAAGAGUUAAUGAUCCAAUCUACGGUUGCGUAGGUGCCAUUUGUCGACUACAGAAGCAAGUUUUACAUCUCCAAUCACAACUGACAGCAGUUCAAGCUGAGCUUCUCAACACACAGGCUAAUCUUGCGUCUCUCGUCACCGACUUUUGUAAAUCCAGCGAAACAGGAACUGCAAUGGAUAAUGAGUUAAUAGUAGAUCAAAAUAGUAAGGAAGGCCUAAUAGUAGUGCAAGGUGAUGAAAAUCCUUUUGGAUUUUGGGAUCCGCGGUGA
This is a messenger RNA of Cryptomeria japonica (Japanese cedar), 486 nucleotides long. RefSeq names its product LOB domain-containing protein 1-like. The record is from RefSeq and is a predicted model, not a curated record. The transcript has 2 exons. NCBI's taxonomy places the organism in Eukaryota, Viridiplantae, Streptophyta, Pinopsida, Cupressales, Cupressaceae. The coding region runs from base 1 to 486 and encodes 161 amino acids.